Messenger RNA from Saccharomycopsis crataegensis, 645 nucleotides. RefSeq lists its product as uncharacterized. Bases 1 to 645 code for a protein of 214 amino acids. NCBI's taxonomy places the organism in Eukaryota, Fungi, Ascomycota, Saccharomycetes, Ascoideales, Saccharomycopsidaceae. The record is from RefSeq and is a predicted model, not a curated record. The transcript has a single exon.
AUGGAAGACAGGAUAGAAGAAAUGGGUGAAACGGAUAAAAUCGAAGAGUUAGAAAACGAAAUUGCUGAUAAAACCACCCAGCUCACACGACAAGAAAAGCAAGUGACAGAACUACAGGAAAAAACCAAAAAAACCAAUCAAGAGACACUGAAGCUUUUCCAGGCAGUUGGGGAUUUAUCUAACAGAUUACUCUCUAUAGAUUUAAACACUGACAAAUCUAUGAAAAAGAUUCAAAGAACCAAUGAUUACAAAAAAACAACUCAAGACAAAUCCGCGGCUAAGCAGGCUAGAUUAAAGGCUAUGCAAGAAAAAUAUGGUAUUGUGUCACCCAAACAAACCUUCCUAGAACGUAAAUCGGUUAACGAGUUCCAGAAAGAAAUGAAUGAAAACCCACAUCUAGACAGCGAAACUAGAAAAAAAAUGAAAAGCAGGCUCUUCACAAUCGAUGCAUAUGCCAUAGUCGACCAAAUGAACGACUUAUUGAAUGAGGAGAUUGUGGAAGCUAUUGGUUACAAUCGCAGAGGGCAUCUAAUUCUCUAUUCUACAAGGGAAUUGACAGAUUUAGACGUCAGAAAAUUGACAAUAAUCGAUGAUAUUGAAGGGAGAUUGAAACAUACUCGAGGAAUAGGUGCGUCAUAUGGCUGA